CAAUAAAAUGGCCGCUGCGUCGCUGGACGCCUAGAGGGAAGAAGCUGCGCGUCCCCAGCUCCGCCUCGUCCCGCGGGCCUGCUCCGCUCGGCUCCUUGGCGGUUUUGAUGGACACCUGGCUUUAUUCUUGCCAUGAAGAAAGGUUCUCAGCGAAAGUUUUCCAAUGCAAAGAUGCCACCAUCACCUCACUCUCCUAGUACACCAUCCCUUAUGUCCAGUAUGAGAUCUAGGUCACUUUCACCUUUAAGUGGAUCUGAGACUCUUCAUUUUGGAGGACAAUGGAAUGAGCAAGUUGAGAUUACAGAUGAAAACACGGUGCUUUCAGACUACCAAGACCAUAAAGAAGCUGAUUCACAUGCAGGAGUUCGAUAUAUUACAGAGGCCCUUGUUAAAAAACUUACUAAACAGGACAAUUUGGCUUUGGUGAAGUCUCUGAACCUUUCACUUGCUAAAGAUGGUGGCAAGAAAUUUAGGUAUAUCGAAAAUUUGGAAAAAUGCGUUAAACUUGAAGUACUGAAUCUCAGCUAUAAUCUAAUAGGGAAGAUUGAGAAAUUGGACAAGCUGUCAAAAUUACGUGAACUCAACUUAUCAUAUAACAAAAUCUGCAAAAUUGAAGGCAUAGAAAAUAUGUAUAAUCUGCAAAAGCUAAACCUUGCAGGAAAUGAAAUUGAACAUAUCCCAGUAUGGUUAGGGAAGAAGUUAAAAUCUUUGCGAGUCCUCAAUCUGAAAGGCAACAAGAUAUCAUCGCUCCAAGAUGUAAGCAAACUGAAACCACUUCAAGAUUUGACAUCUCUGAUCCUUCUUGAAAAUCCAAUUGUGACCCUUCCUCAUUACAUGCAGUUUACUAUUUUUCACCUUCGCUCAUUAGAAAGUUUGGAAGGUCAGCCGGUGACUACUCAGGACAGACAAGAAGCUUUUGAGAGAUUCAGUUUAGAUGAGAUAGAAAGACUGGAAAGAGAUCUGGAGAAGAAGAUAAUGGAAAUUGAAGAGCUUAGGAGCGAACAGACAAGGUUCCUUGAGGAAAUUAAAAGUCAAGAUAAAUUGAACAAAUCACUGAAAGAGGAGGCCAGGCUACAAAAACAGAGCUAUGAGGAGAUGGAGAGUAACCUAAACACAAAAAAUGAAUUGCUCUUGUCUUGGUUUCUUGCAGAGCAUUUUCUGCCGAUUCUUUAUUCUUCCUUAAAGCUAAAACAGAAGACUGUGGAACUAAUACGGGCAUGUCAGAAACAGUAUGAGAUGGAACAGGAAUUGGCCUUUUAUAAAAUUGAUGCCAAAUUUGAACCACUAAAUUAUUACCCAUCAGAGUAUGUCGAAAUUGAUAAAACCCCAGAUGAAAGCCCUUACAUUGGCAAAUCCAGAUACAAGAGAAAUAUGUUUGCUACAGAGAGUUAUAUUAUUGCAAAUGCCCAGACAGUAAAGAUCGAGAAGAUGGAGCCAGAUGAAGGGACACAACUCAGAAAUGAGCAUGUGAACUUAAGAGCCCACACAUCACUGGACGUACAACUGGAAGACAAAGAAAAAAAAAUAAGUGCAGCACAAACUCGACUAUCAGAACUACAUGAUGAAAUAGAAAAGGCAGAACAACAAAUUUUAAAAGCUACUGAAGAAUUUAAACAGCUGGAAGAAGCUAUACAACUUAAAAAAGUUUCAGAAUCGGAGAAAGACCUUCUUCUCAAGCAGUUGAGUGGUAGAAUACAGCUUCUCAAUAAAUUACGCCAAGAAGCUGUGGAUCUAGAAACACAGAUGGAAAAGCAGAGGCAAGAAAUUGCUGAAAAGCAGAAUGAGAUCAAGGACCUGCAAAUAGCUAUAGAUAGCCUGGAUUCCAGAGACCCAAAACAUUGCCAUAUGAAGGCUCAGAAAAGAGGUAAAGAACAACAACUUGACAUUAUGAAUAAGCAGUACAAACAACUUGAAAGCCGUUUGGAUGAGAUACUUUCCAGAAUUGCCAAAGAAACUGAAGAGAUUAAGGACCUUGAACAACAGCUUACUGAAGGACAAAUAGCAGCAAACGAAGCCCUGAAGAAGGAUUUAGAAAGUGUCAUCAGUGGGUUGCAAGAAUACCUGGAGACUGUCAAAGGCCAGGCCGCUCAGGCCCAGAACGAGUGCAGAAAGCUACAGGAUGAGAAGGAGACAUUGCUGCAGAGACUGAGUGAGGUCGAGCAGGAGAGGGACCAACUGGAAAUAGUGGCCAUAGAUGCAGAAAAUAUGAGGAAGGAGCUCGCAGAACUAGAAAGUGCCCUCCAGGAGCAGCAUGAGGUGAAUGUGACCCUGCAGCAGACCCAGGGAGAUCUCAGUGCCUAUGAGGCUGAGCUAGAGGCUCAGCUGAAAAUACGGGAUGCUGAAGCCAGCCGGCUCAAGGAGGAGUUGGAAGAACUUAAAAGGUUCAACCAGUUAGAACAAUCGGCCCUUCAAGAGGAACUUGAGAAGGAAAAGCAAGCCCUCAAGAAUGCAGUCAGAAAAGCCCAGCUCUCAGAAGGAAAGGACCAAGAAAAUAGUGAGCUCCGCACACAACUCAAACAGCUGCAGGAUGACAAUGACCUAUUAAAACAGCAACUUAAAGAUUUCCAGAGUCACCUGAACCAUGUGGUUGAUGGUUUGAUUCGUCCAGAAGAAGUGGCCGCUCGUGUAGAUGAGCUAAGGAAAAAACUGAAGUCAGGAGCUGGGGAAAUGAGAAUCCAUACUUCCUCAGAUGUCUUAGGGAAAAGUCUUGCUGAUUUGCAGAAACAAUUCAGUGAAAUCCUUGCACGCUCCCAGUGGGAAAGACAGGAAGCACAAGUAAGGGAGAGAAAACUCCAGGAAGAAAUGGCCCUGCAGCAAGAGAAACUGGCGAGCGGGCAAGAAGAGUUCAGGCACGCCUGCGAGAGGGCCCUGGAAGCACGGAUUAGUUUUGAUAAGAGGCAGCACGAAGCAAGAAUCCAGCAGUUGGAGAAUGAAAUUCACUAUUUGCAAGAAAAUCUAAAAAGUAUGGAGGAAAUCCAAGGCCUUACAGAUCUCCAACUUCAGGAAGCUGAUGAAGAGAAGGAGAGAAUUCUGGCCCAACUCCGGGAGUUAGAGAAAAAGAAGAAACUUGAAGAUGCCAAGUCUCAGGAACGGUUUCUUGGUUUAGACAGAGAAUUGAAGAAACUAAAGAAAGCUGUGGCCGCCUCGGAUAAGCUAGCCACGGCUGAGCUCACCGUUGCCAAAGACCAGCUCAAGUCCCUUCAUGGAACUGUGAUGAAAAUUAACCAGGAACGAGCAGAGGAGCUGCAGGAGACGGAGAGGUUCAGCAGAAAGGCAGCGCAAGCGGCCAGGGAUCUGACCCGAGCGGAAGCAGAGAUCGAACUCCUGCAGAACCUUCUCAGAGAUAAAGAGGAGCAGUAUCAAAAUCAGAUGGAGAAAAUAGAUGUCGGCACUGGAGGAGCGCACUCACAGGUGGUGGAGAUGGAGAAACUAAAUGAGACAAUGGAGAGACAAAGGACAGAGAUAGCAAGGCUGCGGAAUUUACUGGACCUCACCGGGGCUGAUAACAAAGGAAGCUUUGAAAAUGUUUUGGAAGAAAUUGCCGAACUUCGACGUGAGGUUUCUCAUCAGAAUGAUUACAUCAGCAGCAUGACAGAUCCUUUCAAAAGACGAGGCUACUGGUACUUUAUGCCACCACCAUCAUCAUCAAAAGUUUCCAGCCACAGUUCCCAGGCCACCAAGGACUCUGGUGUCGGCCUAAAGUGUACAGCCUCAACUCCUGUUGGAAAAGCACGUCAUGGACAGCAGGAUGGAAAAGAGGACGGUGGGCCUCCACCUGUUUCGGGAUACUGGGUGUAUUCUCCCAUCAGGAGUGGGUUACAUAAAUCGUUUUCAAAUAGAGAUGCAGACAGCGGAGGAGAUAGCCAGGAAGAAAGCGAGCUAGAGGACCGAGAGGACCACCCAUUUGUACCUCCUCAUGGAUACAUGAUGUACACUGUGUUUCCCGACGGUUCGCCUGUACCGCAGGGCACGGCCCUAUAUGCGCCCCCUCCUCCCUUGCCCAGAAGUAGCCAACCUCUCAGCCCUGGCACUGUUGUUUAUGGCCCACCUCCCGCUGGGGCUCCCAUCGUGUAUGGGCCUCCACCUCCCCACUUCUCUGUACCUCUCAUCCCCAUGGGGGUGCUGCAUUGCAACGUCCCGGAACACCAUAACUUGGAGAAUGAAGUUUCUAGAUUAGAAGACAUAUUGCAGCAUUUAAAAUCUGAGAAACAGGAACCGUGCAUGAGAGCAUCUAAGCGGCACUCGGAGAAAGAACUGGAAGAACUGCACCGUAAUAUUGAUGGUCUUUUGCAAGAGAAGAAAGACUUAGAGUAUGAAGUAGAAGAAUUACAUAGAACUAUCCAGCAACAUCAACAGCGAAAAGACUUCAUUGAUGGAAAUGUUGAAAGUCUUGUGAAUGAACUAGAAACAGAGAAGUCACUCAAACACCAUGAAGAUAUUGUCGAUGAAAUUGAGUGCCUCGAGAGGACCCUUCUGAAGCGCCGCGCAGAGCUCAGGGAAGCCGACCGGCUGCUGGCGGAGGCCGAAACGGAACUUUCGUGCACGAGAGAGAAAACAAAAAAUGCCAUUGAGAAAUUCGCCGAUGCCAAGAAAAAUUUAUUGCAAACUGAGAAAGAUGCUGAGGAGUUAGAAAAGAGAGCCCAGGAAACCGCUGUUAACCUUGUCAAAGCCGACCAGCAGCUCAGGUUGCUCCAGGCUGACACAAAGGAUUUGGAGCAGCACAAAAUGGAGCAGGAGGAAAUCUUGAAAGAAAUAAAUGAAGUUGUGGCAGCAAAAGAUUCAGAUUUCCAGUGUCUCAACAAGAAGAAGGAGGUCCUGACGGGAGAGCUGCAGAAGCUGCGGAAGGACAUCGAGACUGCGCAGCACAGUGAGGAUCACCACCUGCAGGUCCUUCAAGAGUCCGAGAGCCUCCUGCAGGCCAAGAAGGCUGAGCUGGAAAAGCUGAGGAGGCAGGUGUCGGGUCAGCAGCAGGAGAUGGCCGUCUUGGACAGGCAGGUAGGGCAUAAAAAGGAAGAGCUGCAUCUCCUCCAGGAUAGCCUGGUCCAGGCCAAAGCUGACCUCCAGGAAGCUCUGAGACUGGGAGAAACCGAAGUAACUGAGAAGUGCAAUCACAUUCGGGAAGUAAAAUCUCUUCUGGAAGAACUCAGUUUUCAGAAAGGAGAACUGAAUGUCCAGAUUAGUGAAAAAAAAACUCAACUUGCAUUCAUAAAGCAGGAAAUUGAAAAAGAGGAAGAAAAUCUUCAGGUAGUUUUAGGACAAAUGUCUAAACAUAAAAUUGAACUAAAGAAUAUUCUGGACAUGUUGCAACUUGAAAACAAUGAGCUGCAAGGUUUGAAGCUACAGCAUGACCAAAAGGUGUCUGAGUUAGAGAAAACUCGGGUUGAAGUGCUAGAGGAGAGACUGGCGUUAGAGAAUCUGCAGCAGACAGCCCUGCAACAGAAAGGGGAGAUAGAGUGGCAGAAACAGCUCCUCGAGAGGGACAGACGGGAAGUAGAGCGGAUGACUGCUGAGACCCGAGCAUUGCAGUCGUGUAUUGAGUCUCUGUGCAAAGAAAGGGAAGAUCUUGAAGAAAAACAGGAUAGCUGGGAAAAGAAGUUGGCACAGACUAAACGGGUUUUAGCAGCUGCAGAAGACGAUAGCAGAAUGGAGCAGGCAAACUUAGAAAGGUUGGAAUUGGAUGUCAGAAAGCUGCAGCAGGAGCUGGACCGACUUAACAGAGAGAAGCUCUCACUGCAUAAAGACCUGGGAGCAGUGCAGCAGCAGCUACAAGAAAAACAAGAAGCAGUAAACUCACUACAGAAGGAACUAGCGGAUGUCCAAGACCAUUUGAACCUAGCAAAACAGGACGUGCUUCACACCACCCAGCGUAAGGACAUGCUGCUCAGUGAACAGACCAGGCUCGAGAAUGAUAUCGGUGAAUGGAUGAAGAAGACUGAAGACUGCCGGAAAGAAGGGGAGACAAAGCAGCAACAGCUUCAAGAGCUUCGGAACGAGAUUGAAGAAAACAAGGCUAAGCUAGCCCAGCAAGAAAUGAUGUUUCAGAGACUCCAGAAAGAGCAAGAAUGUGAAGAAAAAAAGUUAGAAGCCAGUAAAGUGGCUCUGAAGGAGCAGCAGCAGCAGCUGGAAAGGGAGUUGGGCGAGCAGAAAGGCAAGCUGGACCAGGUGCUCUCAAAGCUGCUCUUGGCUGAGGAGCGUGUGAGGACCUUGCAGGAAGAGGAGAGGAGCAGCGAGACCCUGGAGAAAACGCUCUCCCAGACCAAACGGCAGCUUUCAGAACGGGAACAGCAGUUACUGGAAAAGUCAAGUGAGCUGCAGGCUCUCCAAAAAGAGACAGACUCUAUGAGGGCAGACUUCAGCCUCUUACGGAACCAGUUCUUGACAGAAAGAAAGAAAGCCGAGAAGCAGGUUGCCAGCCUGAAGGAAGCACUGAAGAUCCAGCGGAGCCAGCUGGAGAAGAACCUUCUGGAGCAAAAGCAAGAGAACAGCUGCAUGCAGAAAGAGAUGGCAACAAUCGAACAGGUGGCCCAGGACAACCACGAGCGGGCCAGGCGCCUGAUGAAGGAGCUCAACCAGAUGCAGCAUGAGUACACAGAGCUCAAGAAACAGAUGACAAACCAAAAAGAUCUGGAAAGAAGACAGAUGGAAAUCAGUGACGCAAUGCAAACGCUUAAAUCUGAGGUAAAAGAUGAAAUCAGAACAAGCCUGAGGAAUCUCAACCAGUUUCUCCCAGAACUACCAGCAGAUCUGGAGGCUAUUUUGGAAAGGAAUGAAAACCUAGAAGGAGGGUUAGAAAGCUUGAAAGAGAACUUUCCAUUCACUGUGAGUGAGAGACCAUCACCUUUUGAAGAAAAAUUGAAUUUUUCCCAGACUCACAUAAUGGAUGAACAGUGGCGUGGAGAAGCGCUCCGAGAGAGACUGCGUCACCGUGAAGAUCGACUCAAGGCCCAGCUUCGACACUGUAUGUCCAAGCAAGCAGAAGUGCUAAUUAAGGGGAAGCGGCAGACAGAGGGCACGUUACACAGCUUGAGAAGACAAGUGGAUGCUUUAGGGGAAUUGGUCACCAGCACUUCUAGAGACUCUACAUCGUCACCUGGUCUGUCUCAGUUAGAAUCUUCCCUGGCUGAGGACUCUCAACCUGGACCAAGCCAGAGCUCCUUCCAAGUUCUACAAGGUCCGUCACAAUUACUAGACAGUUACCGACACUGAUGCCAUCCCCAGCUUCCUGAUUGCAGGGAAAAGAACUGCUCAGCCGGCUGAGGAAAUCUCAGAGGAAAUCCCUUCUCUACUACCUCACCAUGAACUGGAAGGCCACUUGGUUUUGCUCCAGAUGCGGGGAACUCCAACACUGCACCUCCACUGUAGCUUAGCUCACAUGCUGUGAACGCUGGGGUUUCUGUAAAUCACAUGUACAUAUGGGAAGAGUUGUAUACAGUUUAAACCUGGAUGGCUGGGGUUUGUUUUUUUUAGCUUUGAAAUGUAUUGCCAUAAAACCAGUGAUUAUAAUUGUAAAUUUGAGGCUACAAACUGGUUUAAAUCUAUAGCUACAAAGAAAAAGAAUGUACUCAAGCCCUUCAUUUAUAGUGUCAAAUUUUAUUUUUGGAUUUUGUUUAAAAUCUAUUUUCAUAUGAAAAUAAAAGAUAAAAUAGUCUGUCA
Neogale vison (American mink) is the source of this 7653-nucleotide messenger RNA. RefSeq names its product centriolin (gene CNTRL). The record is from RefSeq and is a predicted model, not a curated record. Gene Ontology annotation, molecular function: protein binding. Bases 133 to 7206 code for a protein of 2357 amino acids. Lineage: Eukaryota; Metazoa; Chordata; Mammalia; Carnivora; Mustelidae. The transcript is spliced from 45 exons.